CGUCACUCCAUGUGACGAAGAACACACACACACAUACACAAACUGCCCAAAAAAGCGGCUGAUAGCUGAUUUCCUCAAGUUUCUUGCACUUUCUUGUGUUUCUCCAAGCCAUUCAGUGUCUCAGCCAUGGAUAAAGCCAGUCAUACAUCUCGGCCUCGUGAAGAGCCAAAAUUCCAAGCACCAGAUACCACAACUCUAAUAAUAUCUCUAAUUGCCGUCUUCGUGACGAUCGUGCUUCUAUAUGUCUACAAGAAGAAGAAGACUUCACGGACUGAUGUACUGCUGAUGGGUUUGUGUGAAGCCGGGAAAACUAGUGUUUUCACACGAUUGAUCUUCAAUGAGGAUCGUGAGACUUUCACUUCCAUCAAGGAGAAUUCAGCUGGAUACAGCAGCAAAAACGGUUACGUGAGAAUUGUGGACAUUCCGGGACACGAACGAUUGCGUGGCAAAUUCUUUGAUGAUUUCAAACAUCAUGCCAGAGGAAUUGUCUUUAUCCUGGACAGUGUCUCUCUCCAGAAGAAUAUCCGUGAUGUGGCUGAUUUUAUGUACACUAUUCUCCUGGAUCCUGCCAUAGCUUCCCUUCCCUUCCUGAUUUUGUGCAACAAACAGGAUGAAACCAUGGCUAAGGCUGCCAGUGUCAUCAAGAGCCUCCUGGAGAAGGAACUCAAUGUCGUUCGUUCCACGAGGAAGAACCAGCUGGAAUCUGUAGAUUCCUCCAGCAAAGCCAAUUCCUUCCUCGGCAAACACGGUAAGGACUUUGAAUUCAUCCAAAUCUCCCAAUAUGUGGACGUGCUGGAGUGCUCGGUGAAGAACAAGGAUAUUGCCAGUCUCACUGACUGGCUGGACAGGAUAGUGUAAAGUGACCUCCGGAAUUGCCUCAUUCAAACAAAAUGUUUGACUUUCGCUCUGUUAUUCAUCAGUGGAAUUUCAUCUUUGUCCCUCUCUCUCUCGGUGCCUCUUGGUUUUUGUGGGAGAAAGUCACUCGAGUGGUUUCCAAAAACACUCCAAAACCUCCAAAAUAUUCAUCUAAUAACUUGUCUUUUCCAAGUCAAACUCGCUCAUUAAAAUACAUUGGAGAAUUUAAUGCAUUUGGCUUAAUUUUUGAAAACUAUCUUUUUUUUAAAUAAAUUUUAUUUUCUGAGAGAGAGGGAAACUCUUUUGUCUUAUAAAAUUCACCAACUAUUUCGAAUGAGAAGUUGCACAAAUAUUUAUUCUGCUCAAAAAAAUCUUGAUUCUUUUUCAAUGAAAUUUAUUAGAAAAAAGUGGAAAAGAUAAUGAAAUUGUGAGGAAUUGAUAUUUGGUCAUGUUCCUUACUUGAAAUGGCAUAUUAUGAAACUAACCAAAAAUACUAAAAAGGUUAUCUCGGUUAUCUAAUUAAGCCCAUACAUAUUAGAGUGAUAAUAUUUUCUUCUAAAUAUGAACAGAAAUAUUAACCCAUUAAGGCCCUUUCAGUGGUUCCCUGAAUAUUUUUAUUAUUCUACAGAGAAGUUCGUGGUAAAAUUUUAAGCCACGCCCCCUAUAAGGAGUAACAACUAAACUGAAAAAGAUUAUUUAAAUUUUAAUUAUUCUCGGUAGAUGUCUAGAUUUCAUAUAAAGAAAAAACAGUUUUUUUUUUUAAAUUAGGGCUAUUACCGUUGCUUUACCGAUUCACCGCCAAUUGUGACCGAUGCACUUCGGGUUCAGAAUUAAAAGAUCUUUCAAAAAUGUCCAAAUUUGUCCAAAUCCGUUGAAAAUUGGGCCCUCCAGGGUGGUUGACCUUUGACCUUGAAUAAUUCAAGAUGGCGAUUUUUCCGGUGAUAGGUGUCUAAGGACGAAAUUUUCAGCUCGACUAACUACAAAACAUAUCCGAAAAUCAUUGAAAUCGCUAGGGCCAAUUUUUUGCAACAUCAAAAAAACAUGUUUUUGGAGGGGAUAGAAGGGGUGGGGGGUACUUUGGUAAGUUAGUUCACUAGAGCAUGCUGACUUGUGGGGGGGUCACUGAAGACCGGAAGUCAAUAUCUCUUACCGUUUAGCAGCCAGGAUGGUGAGAAUUUGAAAAAAAAGUGGAUUGUGAAAACUGCUCUCUCUUGGAGUUCGAGCAGUUAAAAAUGACAUUUUCUUUCGUAACUUAUGAGCACGGCCUGAUUAAUAAGCCACGCCCCCAAUAAAACUCGUAGAUAGUACAGACGUAGUUGUCCUGUUAGGUAUUCGUUCAGGAGGGGCAUCGUAGUGAGGAUCAGUAUUGAGAGUUAGUUCAUAAUGGAUCGUCGUAGGGAGUAGAUCGUUAUUAGGAACGCUGAGGGUUCUGAAGAAACCUCUGACAAUUGGGGCAUCCAUCCACGCAAUUGCCUUAAGGGCUCUACGUCUACCCUUACAGAUUCCCUGACGAAUUUAACAAUUUUGACGAAAGUGUCAAUAGGAAUUCCUUCCCAAGAGAUGUUUCUUUGAUCCUACUGCAUAUUUUAUAGAUUUUUUUCCGGAAGGAUUAUGUGCAAAUUUUAAAUGUUGGGUGGGUAGAACGCUCAUGGGGCGUGGCUUAUUAUUUAGUGUGCGGAGUUAUUAAGAUUAAUAUUGCAUUUUAAAGCGUUCCGAAAUAUCUGGCUACUAAACCUUGAAAAUUCUAAAAUUAAAAUCUAAAGAGUGCACGAGAAAAAAUAAACUUAGGGAAAAGUGCGCUACCUUCGGACUCGGACGACUCAAGCUUCGGAUAACUCAAUUUUUUCUAUGUUAAUGGAUUUGACCCAUGUCUGUUUAUUUUACCCUGCAGUAUUGAUCCGAAAUCCGUGUAAAUAUUACCCUUUUCAGGUGUAUUGGGGGUUAAAGUUACCCUUUUUCAUGUUAAUUUUACUUUUAAAAAGGUGUAAAAUUAACAUUAAAAAAUGUUGAUAUAUUUUUACACUUAAAGUUUUUUUUACAGUGGGUUUUAUUAUUUUCUAAGUCGUUUUUCUUUUAAAAAUUCUUUUAUCAAAAAUAGUUACAUAAUCGGGAUCGGAAUAACAAUGACAAAUACCUGAACUAAAAAUGACAUUCAUUCUGUAGGGAAAUUCUCACUGAGAAAAAAAGAGGGUGCGAUUAAUUUUUUUUCCUCAUAACUUUAACACUUUUUAGGUGUAAAAAUAUAUCAACAUUUUUUAAUGUUAAUUUUACACCUUCUUAAGGGUAAAAUUAACAUGAAAAAAGGUAAGUUUAACCCAUAAUACACCUAAAAAGCAUAAUAUUUACACCGAUUUCGGAUCAAUACUGCAGGGUAAAAUAAACAUUUCCGGAAUGUUAUUUUAACUUUUUCGGAUUUCUCUAAGUGGUAACUUGUGGCAUUGUCAGACAUGAGUACGGAAUCUGACAAUGUCAAUCGAGCUUUUUUUGUCACAUCACAUGAGUUCAAAAAUGCAAUUUAAUUGGUUCUUUAAUAAAAUCUCUUUACUUAAUGAUAUUAUGCACAUACAGUUUCUUAGUUGAUUUGUUUAAUAAAAUUCAUUGUCAUUUGAAUUGUCAACAGUGCCACGUGAGCUCAAAUGACAAUGUCACGGCUAUAGAAUCACAUUUUCGAAAGAGUUCUCCUGAGAUUCGAACGCAAUUUGUCAUUAUAGGAUUGCCAGAAAGUUACAGAAUUCCCAAGAAUUCCCCUACUGGGGUGCAAUUCUGAAUUUCACCCCAGUAGGUACUUAGCCACGUGGCUUAACUUCUUUAAAUUGUUAUCAAUUAGGAUUUUUUUUUUGGAAAUUUUUGAUUUAGGUUUGAAUAAUAAGGGUAAAUGAUGUAUUAAAUUUUGAAAAAAUAAUGAAAUUUCCAGUUAUUAAUUUAUCUAGUCUGAAGACUGUUUAACUAAAUCAUGGAUACGAUUUUGGCGGUUAUCACCAGACCUAGGGAAUAUUAAAAAUCAAAAUGAAGCAUUUUUUUAAUGUCAAUUUUAUCAAAAGUUAGCAAAAAUUGAUUGGUAUUUUCUAACAUUGGUAUCCGGGAUGACUGAAAAAAAAAACUUUUUUCAAAUUUAACAAGGAAAGUUUGUCAAAAGAUAUUUUUCCAUAUACGGGUAGUCCCGCUUUGAAAGAAUUUCUUUCAAAAAAAGGCUCGCGAAUUAAUUCCAGUGACACAGUAAAAUUGCAUACUUUACAGGAGAUUACUUUGGAAAAACUUAAGAAACCGUCGUGAUGUAUGCAAGACAUUUUCGGCGCCAAUUUUUCAGCCUAUUUUCAAUGCCAACGGCUUAUAAAAAAGUGCAUUUAAAAUGUACCGCGUGAAAAAAUUUGCAUACGAUCAGGGGAAUUUUAAAAAUGAUUUUUAUAAAUAAGCUCCCAAUAAUAGGCAAUUUGUAUCAAAUUCUUUCAGUUCGGUUUAGUAAAUGAUAUCAUUUUGCCAAAAUUUGACCGAGAUCCAUUCCACAAUUUAACAAAACUUUUUUCCAGAAUAUAUUGGUAUAGCAAUAAUUGGGAAAUUCUGAAUGUUUAUUUUUGCAGUAAAUUUGAUUAAUAGGAGGACAAUAAAUUGACUGUUUAUCUAACUUAUUUAAUCAAACUGAACGUGAACAGUUUUUUUUAGAAAGCGAAAUCGAUAACUUUGUGUGUGGUAUAACAAAUUCAGGGUUUUAAUGGAUUAGUUAGUGUAUGUUAAGUUCAUAGAAAAAUAUCAUUCUAUAAUGGCUCGAAAUUUCUGUGACUUAUGAAUUUUUCUUCAGAACCGAAAAUACGCUGUAAGCGUUAUUUAUUCGGAGUCACAAUCGACCGUAAAAUACUAAGAUACCUAAGAUAAAAAUUACUUUUGCCCUUGUAAAGUCGAAAGUGCGAAAUAGACUUGAUAAAACCUUCGACAAGAAUUGAAAGUUUAACGAAGAUUCCGUUAAUGAAAGACAUAAAUCUACAGAUCAUCAUUAGGUAUAUUUACGUAUAAAUAGUACUUUGGUUCUAUAAGAAUGGAUUCACAAGUGCUAGAGUUAGAAAUCUGGCAGUUUUCGAGAUAAUUUUCGUUAUCAAUUUCUUGAAUGUCCCUUGUAGAUCUUGAACAGAAUGACGAUGCAUUUGAUAGACAAUAAUCUCUUGUAGUGAACCUCUCGUUAAGCUUUCUAGGCGGCGGUUUAUAAUAAACCGACCUAUAGUUUGUAUAAUCCUCACAAAAUGCAUUUUUAGUGAUAUUCUGGGAUCUUGCUAAAAAGUUUUCCUUGAAAUAUCUAUUUUUGAAAAGGUUAUGCUUUAAUUUUUUUCUGGACAUUUUAGGCCUAUGUUUUUGCAGUUCCUUCCUUUUGGACUUUCGUUUACGAGACUCUUUGUUCCUUUGCACAGUUCUAUGUCCAGCAAUUAAAUUUCUAAAAGAAACCUUAAAAUCGGAUGAACCAUGCUUCUUUGUAGCAUUUUUAGUGAAAUAAGAUCUUGAUGCAUUUUUCUUUAUUCGGAAUUUACGAUAUUGCUUUCGAUUUUGAACUUUAGGAGUUUUAGUAUGAUUUUCAGAAAUGAAGUUUUUAGCUAGUAAAUAAUUUAGAAUUUAAUGUGAAAUGAAAUUAAAGAUAAAAAUCAAUAAAUUACCUUUGCUAUCAAGAUACCCUGAGGUGGAUUGAUUAAAACCCUUAUUGUUCGUUUUUAAUGGAUUUUUUUCACUUCGGAAAUUUUUGAGUGAAUUGAAAAGAACCGUUUGGUUAGUUUUCGGUUCAUUUUUCUUCACAGAAGACUCAAGUUUGCUUACGACUUGAUUAACAUCCGAUUUUCCAUAAAUUUUCUCUUUUAUUUUUCUUUCAAUUUCGUCAUUUUUAAUGUCCUUGGAAUUUUUCUUUUUUUCUGAAAAUAAAUUACCUUAAAAAUUUAACAAAUCAGUAACUAAAAUAUCAGGAAGUUUUCCAAUUGAAAUAUUUCGAAAAUUUUACCUUUAUUUUUGACAUCCGUAAAGCUUGAUUGAUACAAGGCUUUAGGGGCAGUUUUUCCAGAUAGUGAAUUCCUUAUGGAUUCGAAAAGGGAUUUUUGAUUAGGUUUUGUUUGAUUUCGCCUAGAAUUAUUAAGCUUGAUUUCCCCUUUCCGGACUUCAGGAUUUUCAAUUUUGUCUUUAACUGUUCUUUCUAUUUCGUUAUUUUUAAUUUCUUUUCGAUUUUUCUUUAUUACUGAAAAUAAAAUUAAAAAUCGGUUUGUUAGCAAAUACCCCUAAUCAGCAACUAAAACCUCAGAUAAUUUUCUGAUAAAAAGCUUUGGAAUAUUAAAACUAGAAAUUAGUUUUGUUCUUUGGCUAAAAAAAAUGAAAAAAAGGAACAGAAGUUCGGAUAACAACCUUUGGUACCAAAAUGAGUAGAACUUUCAUGAUAAACGACUUUGGAUUUUGUUUUAGGAAAAAUUUUUCCAUCUUCAAAAGUUUUAAUGGAUUUUAUAGGAGCUUUUUGUUUAGUUUUCGUAUAAUCUCUCCCUAAUUUAUUAAGUCCGAUUUUAGUUUUUCGAAUUUCAGCCUCUUCAGCUCUACCAUUUUUUCCUUUUCUGAUCUUCGGAUUAUUACCGAAAAUAGAAAAUAAAUCUGGCAAGUUAGAAAAUGCAUUAUAUAAAACAAUUAAAACUUCAGGUUGUUUUCUGAUUGAAAGGUUCAAAGGUAAAACAUAAGAUGAUAAAAUUACCUUUGCUUUCGAGAUCCGUGUGGCUGGGGUAAUAUAGGAUUUUGGCUUUUGUUUUAUGGAUACUUUUUCCAGUUCCGGAAGUCUUGAAAGAUUUGUAAAGAGCUUUUUGAUUAGGUUUGGCCUGAUCUUCCCUAGAAUUAUUAAAUUCGAUUUUAGCUCUCUUAAUAUCAGGGCCAUCAACUAUAUUCUUUAUUUUUCUCUCAAUUUCAUUCAUUUUAAUUUCUUGGCGAUUUUUCUUUCUUGCUGAGAAUAAAGAUAAAAGUUGAUGUGUUAAAAAAAUUACCAAAUCCACAAUUAAUAUCUCAGGUAGUUUUCAAUGUAAAAGCUUAACUUUGCAUCUAAAUCAGAGGAAGAAUAAUAAUAAAAGUAUAAUUCUACAUAUUUAAUUAAUUUAGGAAAUGUUUAUCUCUUGGUCUUUGCGUGCAAAAUAAGCGUUUACUUUAAUGAUCUCAAGCGCACAUUAAACAUUUUAUAAUCAAACUCAAGUGGUUACCAUAGGAAUCACACCAACUACAAAUUUCUCAGCAUUUAUCAAACGGAUUAAGUUUUUAUUUUUGCCAUCAAAAAGAUGUUUUUCUCUUUAUGCAUAAAAUUAUAUUCAUGAGAUUGAACAAGAUUGAGCAAAAACUUUAAUAAAAAAAAUAUCUCUCAUAAUGUUGUAUAAAUCGUACUUAAGUGACAAUUUCUCAUUCAAAAUAGCCAUAACUAAUUUGUAUUGCAUUGCCCAUAAUUUUUUUUGUAAUACAGAGCUUUUUAGGUAGAUAAGAGAUGAAAUUUUAGGGAACUAUCUUGGAUUUUGAGCUAUUCCCAAUUUGCAGUGUUUUCGUUUUUUUUAUACCUUUAAAUUUGGAAAUGACAAUCUCUUGAAUAAAUUUUCGAUAAUGUGUGCAA
Molecule: messenger RNA, 7447 nt
Organism: Phlebotomus papatasi
Lineage: Eukaryota; Metazoa; Arthropoda; Insecta; Diptera; Psychodidae
Gene: SrpRbeta
Product: signal recognition particle receptor subunit beta
Exons: 5
Coding region: 127-858 (243 amino acids)
Source: RefSeq, a predicted model, not a curated record